AUGCCUCACAUCCCGUUGACACCUCAAGAGGCACGCGAAGUUCAUUGCUUCAAAAGGCACAAGACGUAUGCCAACUUUCAAGACGCACCUCAGGAGGAGGCUUCUCUCAGCAAUAGGCUCAAGACGUAUGCCAACUUUCCAGACGCACCUCAGGAGGAGGCUUCUCUCAGCAAUAGGCUCAAGACGUAUGCCAACUUUCCAGACGCACCUCAGGAGGAGGCUUCUCUCAGCAAUAGGCUCAAGACGUAUGCCAACUUUCCAGACGCACCUCAGGAGGAGGCUUCUCGCAGCAAUAGGCUCAAGACGUAUGCCAACUUUCCAGACGCACCUCAGGAGGAGGCUUCUCUCAGCAAUAGGCACAAGACGUAUGCCAACUUUCAAGACGCACCUCAGGAGGAGGCUUCUCUCAGCAAUAGGCUCAAGACGUAUGCCAACUUUCCAGACGCACCUCAGGAGGAGGCUUCUCUCAGCAAUAGGCACAAGACGUAUGCCAACUUUCAAGACGCACCUCAGGAGGAGGCUUCUCUCAGCAAUAGGCUCAAGACGUAUGCCAACUUUCCAGACGCACCUCAGGAGGAGGCUUCUCUCAGCAAUAGGCUCAAGACGUAUGCCAACUUUCCAGACGCACCUCAGGAGGAGGCUUCUCUCAGCAAUAGGCUCAAGACGUAUGCCAACUUUCCAGACGCACCUCAGGAGGAGGCUUCUCUCAGCAAUAGGCUCAAGACGUAUGCCAACUUUCCAGACGCACCUCAGGAGGAGGCUUCUCUCAGCAAUAGGCUCAAGACGUAUGCCAACUUUCCAGACGCACCUCAGGAGGAGGCUUCUCUCAGCAAUAGGCUCAAGACGUAUGCCAACUUUCCAGACGCACCUCAGGAGGAGGCUUCUCUCAGCAAUAGGCUCAAGACGUAUGCCAACUUUCCAGACGCACCUCAGGAGGAGGCUUCUCUCAGCAGUAGGCUCAAGACGUAUGCCAACUUUCCAGACGCACCUCAGGAGGAGGCUUCUCUCAGCAAUAGGCUCAAGACGUAUGCCAACUUUCCAGACGCACCUCAGGAGGAGGCUUCUCUCAGCAAUAGGCUCAAGACGUAUGCCAACUUUCCAGACGCACCUCAGGAGGAGGCUUCUCUCAGCAAUAGGCUCAAGACGUAUGCCAACUUUCCAGACGCACCUCAGGAGGAGGCUUCUCUCAGCAAUAGGCACAAGACGUAUGCCAACUUUCAAGACGCACCUCAGGAGGAGGCUUCUCUCAGCAAUAGGCUCAAGACGUAUGCCAACUUUCCAGACGCACCUCAGGAGGAGGCUUCUCUCAGCAAUAGGCUCAAGACGUAUGCCAACUUUCCAGACGCACCUCAGGAGGAGGCUUCUCUCAGCAAUAGGCUCAAGACGUAUGCCAAGUUUCAAGACGCACCUCAGGAGGAGGCUUCUCUCAGCAAUAGGCACAAGACGUAUGCCAACUUUCAAGACGCACCUCAGGAGGAGGCUUCUCUCAGCAAUAGGCUCAAGACGUAUGCCAACUUUCCAGACGCACCUCAGGAGGAGGCUUCUCUCAGCAAUAGGCUCAAGACGUAUGCCAACUUUCCAGACGCACCUCAGGAGGAGGCUUCUCUCAGCAAUAGGCACAAGACGUAUGCCAACUUUCAAGACGCACCUCAGGAGGAGGCUUCUCUCAGCAAUAGGCUCAAGACGUAUGCCAACUUUCCAGACGCACCUCAGGAGGAGGCUUCUCUCAGCAAUAGGCUCAAGACGUAUGCCAACUUUCCAGACGCACCUCAGGAGGAGGCUUCUCUCAGCAAUAGGCUCAAGACGUAUGCCAAGUUUCAAGACGCACCUCAGGAGGAGGCUUCUCUCAGCAAUAGGCACAAGACGUAUGCCAACUUUCAAGACGCACCUCAGGAGGAGGCUUCUCUCAGCAAUAGGCUCAAGACGUAUGCCAACUUUCCAGACGCACCUCAGGAGGAGGCUUCUCUCAGCAAUAGGCUCAAGACGUAUGCCAACUUUCCAGACGCACCUCAGGAGGAGGCUUCUCUCAGCAAUAGGCACAAGACGUAUGCCAAGUUUCAAGACGCACCUCAGGAGGAGGCUUCUCUCAGCAAUAGGCUCAAGACGUAUGCCAACUUUCCAGACGCAACUCAGGAGGAGGCUUCUCUCAGCAAUAGGCUCAAGACGUAUGCCAACUUUCCAGACGCACCUCAGGAGGAGGCUUCUCUCAGCAAUAGGCUCAAGACGUAUGCCAACUUUCCAGACGCACCUCAGGAGGAGGCUUCUCUCAGCAAUAGGCUCAAGACGUAUGCCAACUUUCAAGACGCACUUCAGGAGGAGGCUUCUCUCAGCAAUAGGCUCAAGACGUAUGCCAAGUUUCAAGACGCACCUCAGGAGGAGGCUUCUCUCAGCAAUAGGCUCAAGACGUAUGCCAACUUUCAAGACGCACCUCAGGAGGAGGCUUCUCUCAGCAAUAGGCUCAAGACGUAUGCCAACUUUCCAGACGCACCUCAGGAGGAGGCUUCUCUCAGCAAUAGGCACAAGACGUAUGCCAACUUUCAAGACGCACCUCAGGAGGAGGCUUCUCUCAGCAAUAGGCUCAAGACGUAUGCCAACUUUCCAGACGCACCUCAGGAGGAGGCUUCUCUCAGCAAUAGGCUCAAGACGUAUGCCAACUUUCCAGACGCACCUCAGGAGGAGGCUUCUCUCAGCAAUAGGCACAAGACGUAUGCCAACUUUCAAGACGCACCUCAGGAGGAGGCUUCUCUCAGCAAUAGGCUCAAGACGUAUGCCAAGUUUCAAGACGCACCUCAGGAGGAGGCUUCUCUCAGCAAUAGGCUCAAGACGUAUGCCAAGUUUCAAGACGCACCUCAGGAGGAGGCUUCUCUCAGCAAUAGGCUCAAGACGUAUGCCAACUUUCAAGACGCACCUCAGGAGGAGGCUUCUCUCAGCAAUAGGCUCAAGACGUAUGCCAACUUUCCAGACGCACCUCAGGAGGAGGCUUCUCUCAGCAAUAGGCACAAGACGUAUGCCAACUUUCAAGACGCACCUCAGGAGGAGGCUUCUCUCAGCAAUAGGCUCAAGACGUAUGCCAACUUUCCAGACGCACCUCAGGAGGAGGCUUCUCUCAGCAAUAGGCUCAAGACGUAUGCCAACUUUCCAGACGCACCUCAGGAGGAGGCUUCUCUCAGCAAUAGGCACAAGACGUAUGCCAACUUUCAAGACGCACCUCAGGAGGAGGCUUCUCUCAGCAAUAGGCUCAAGACGUAUGCCAAGUUUCAAGACGCACCUCAGGAGGAGGCUUCUCUCAGCAAUAGGCUCAAGACGUAUGCCAACUUUCCAGACGCACCUCAGGAGGAGGCUUCUCUCAGCAAUAGGCUCAAGACGUAUGCCAACUUUCCAGACGCACCUCAGGAGGAGGCUUCUCUCAGCAAUAGGCUCAAGACGUAUGCCAACUUUCUAGACGCACCUCAGGAGGAGGCUUCUCUCAGCAAUAGGCAACUCCAGAGAUACCCCGAGAACACUGUCCCAAGUCUAGAGGAACACCAACUUCAGCACAGCAACUCGAGGAAUGCUCCGUGUACCCCAAAUCGUCUCGAGGUGAGAGCUGAUUCCCUGACUAGGCUCAAGCCGUAUGCCAACUUUCAAGACGCACCUCAGGAGGAGGCUUCUCUCAGCAAUAGGCUCAAGACGUAUGCCAACUUUCCAGACGCACCUCAGGAGGAGGCUUCUCUCAGCAAUAGGCUCAAGCCGUAUGCCAACUUUCAAGACGCACCUCAGGAGGAGGCUUCUCUCAGCAAUAGGCUCAAGACGUAUGCCAACUUUAAAGACGCAUCUCAGGAGGAGGCUUCUCUCAGCAAUAGGCUCAAGACGUAUGCCAACUUUCCAGACGCACCUCAGGAGGAGGCUUCUCUCAGCAAUAGGCUCAAGACGUAUGCCAACUUUCCAGACGCACCUCAGGAGGAGGCUUCUCUCAGCAAUAGGCUCAAGACGUAUGCCAACUUUCCAGACGCACCUCAGGAGGAGGCUUCUCUCAGCAAUAGGCUCAAGACGUAUGCCAACUUUCAAGACGCACCUCAGGAGGAUGCUUCUCUCAGCAAUAGGCUCAAGACGUAUGCCAACUUUCCAGACGCACCUCAGGAGGAGGCUUCUCUCAGCAAUAGGCUCAAGACGUAUGCCAACUUUCCAGACGCACCUCAGGAGGAGGCUUCUCUCAGCAAUAGGCAACUCCAGAGAUACCCCGAGAACACUGUCCCAAGUCUAGAGGAACACCAACUUCAGCACAGCAACUCGAGGAAUGCUCCGUGUACCCCAAAUCGUCUCGAGGUGAGAGCUGAUUCCCUGACUAGGCUCAAGCCGUAUGCCAACUUUCAAGACGCACCUCAGGAGGAGGCUUCUCUCAGCAAUAGGCUCAAGCCGUAUGCCAACUUUCAAGACGCACCUCAGGAGGAGGCUUCUCUCAGCAAUAGGCUCAAGACGUAUGCCAACUUUCCAGACGCACCUCAGGAGGAGGCUUCUCUCAGCAAUAGGCGCAAGACGUAUGCCAACUUUCAAGACGCACCUCAGGAGGAGGCUUCUCUCAGCAAUAGGCUCAAGACGUAUGCCAACUUUCCAGACGCACCUCAGGAGGAGGCUUCUCUCAGCAAUAGGCUCAAGACGUAUGCCAACUUUCAAGACGCACCUCAGGAGGAGGAUUCUCUCAGCAAUAGGCUCAAGACGUAUGCCAACUUUCCAGACGCACCUCAGGAGGAGGCUUCUCUCAGCAAUAGGCGCAAGACGUAUGCCAACUUUCAAGACGCACCUCAGGAGGAGGCUUCUCUCAGCAAUAGGCUCAAGACGUAUGCCAACUUUCCAGACGCACCUCAGGAGGAGGCUUCUCUCAGCAAUAGGCUCAAGGCGUAUGCCAACUUUCAAGACGCACCUCAGGAGGAGGCUUCUCGCAGCAAUAGGCUCAAGACGUAUGCCAACUUUACAGACGCACCUCAGGAGGAGGCUUCUCUCAGCAAUAGGCUCAAGACGUAUGCCAACUUUCAAGACGCACCUCAGGAGGAGGCUUCUCUCAGCAAUAGGCUCAAGACGUAUGCCAACUUUCAAGACGCACCUCAGGAGGAGGCUUCGUUCAGCAAUAGGCUCAAGACGUAUGCCAACUUUCCAGACGCACCUCAGGAGGAGGCUUCUCUCAGCAAUAGGCUCAAGACGUAUGCCAACUUUCCAGAAGCACCUCAAGAGGAGGCUUCUCUCAGCAAUAGGCUCAAGACGUAUGCCAACUUUCCAGACGCACCUCAGGAGGAGGCUUCUCUCAGCAAUAGGCUCAAGACGUAUGCCAACUUUACAGACGCACCUCAGGAGGAGGCUUCUCUCAGCAAUAGGCUCAAGACGUAUGCCAACUUUCCAGAAGCACCUCAGGAGGAGGCUUCUCUCAGCAAUAGGCUCAAGACGUAUGCCAACUUUCCAGACGCACCUCAGGAGGAGGCUUCUCUCAGCAAUAGGCUCAAGACGUAUGCCAACUUUCAAGACGCACCUCAGGAGGAGGCUUCGUUCAGCAAUAGGCUCAAGACGUAUGCCAACUUUCAAGACGCACCUCAGGAGGAGGCUUCUCUCAGCAAUAGGUUCAAGACGUAUGCCAACUUUCCAGACGCAACUCAGGAGGAGGCUUCUCUCAGCAAUAGGCUCAAGACGUAUGCCAACUUUCCAGACGCACCUCAGGAGGAGGCUUCUCUCAGCAAUAGGUUCAAGACGUAUGCCAACUUUCCAGACGCACCUCAGGAGGAGGCUUCUCUCAGCAAUAGGCUCAAGACGUAUGCCAACUUUCCAGAAGCACCUCAGGAGGAGGCUUCUCUCAGCAAUAGGCUCAAGACGUAUGCCAACUUUCCAGACGCACCUCAGGAGGAGGCUUCUCUCAGCAAUAGGCUCAAGACGUAUGCCAACUUUCCAGAAGCACCUCAGGAGGAGGCUUCUCUCAGCAAUAGGUUCAAGACGUAUGCCAACUUUCCAGACGCAUCUCAGGAGGAGGCUUCUCUCAGCAAUAGGCUCAAGACGUAUGCCAACUUUCCAGAAGCACCUCAGGAGGAGGCUUCUCUCAGCAAUAGGCUCAAGACGUAUGCCAACUUUCAAGACGCACCUCAGGAGGAGGCUUCUCUCAGCAAUAGGCUCAAGACGUAUGCCAACUUUCAAGACGCACCUCAGGAGGAGGCUUCUCUCAGCAAUAGGUUCAAGACGUAUGCCAACUUUCCAGACGCACCUCAGGAGGAGGCUUCUCUCAGCAAUAGGCUCAAGACGUAUGCCAACUUUCCAGAAGCACCUCAGGAGGAGGCUUCUCUCAGCAAUAGGCUCAAGACGUAUGCCAACUUUCAAGACGCACCUCAGGAGGAGGCUUCUCUCAGCAAUAGGCUCAAGACGUAUGCCAACUUUCCAGACGCACCUCAGGAGGAGGCUUCUCUCAGCAAUAGGCUCAAGACGUAUGCCAACUUUCAAGACGCACCUCAGGAGGAGGCUUCUCUCAGCAAUAGGCUCAAGACGUAUGCCAACUUUCCAGACGCACCUCAGGAGGAGGCUUCUCUCAGCAAUAGGCUCAAGACGUAUGCCAACUUUCCAGACGCACCUCAGGAGGAGGCUUCUCUCAGCAAUAGGCUCAAGACGUAUGCCAACUUUCCAGAAGCACCUCAGGAGGAGGCUUCUCUCAGCAAUAGGUUCAAGACGUAUGCCAACUUUCCAGACGCACCUCAGGAGGAGGCUUCUCUCAGCAAUAGGCUCAAGACGUAUGCCAACUUUCAAGACGCACCUCAGGAGGAGGCUUCUCUCAGCAAUAGGCUCAAGACGUAUGCCAACUUUCCAGACGCACCUCAGGAGGAGGCUUCUCUCAGCAAUAGGCUCAAGACGUAUGCCAACUUUCAAGACGCACCUCAGGAGGAGGCUUCUCUCAGCAAUAGGCUCAAGACGUAUGCCAACUUUCCAGACGCACCUCAGGAGGAGGCUUCUCUCAGCAAUAGGCUCAAGACGUAUGCCAACUUUCCAGACGCACCUCAGGAGGAGGCUUCUCUCAGCAAUAGGCUCAAGACGUAUGCCAACUUUCCAGAAGCACCUCAGGAGGAGGCUUCUCUCAGCAAUAGGUUCAAGACGUAUGCCAACUUUCCAGACGCACCUCAGGAGGAGGCUUCUCUCAGCAAUAGGCUCAAGACGUAUGCCAACUUUCGAGAAGCACCUCAGGAGGAGGCUUCUCUCAGCAAUAGGCUCAAGACGUAUGCCAACUUUCCAGACGCACCUCAGGAGGAGGCUUCUCUCAGCAAUAGGCACAAGACGUAUGCCAACUUUCCAGACGCACCUCAGGAGGAGGCUUCUCUCAGCAAUAGGCUCAAGACGUAUGCCAACUUUCAAGACGCACCUCAGGAGGAGGCUUCUCUCAGCAAUAGGCUCAAGACGUAUGCCAACUUUCCAGACGCACCUCAGGAGGAGGCUUCUCUCAGCAAUAGGCUCAAGACGUAUGCCAACUUUCAAGACGCACCUCAGGAGGAGGCUUCUCUCAGCAAUAGGCUCAAGACGUAUGCCAACUUUCAAGACGCACCUCAGGAGGAGGCCUCUCUCAGCAAUAGGCUCAAGACGUAUGCCAACUUUCCAGACGCACCUCAGGAGGAGGCUUCUCUUAGCAAUAGGCUCAAGACGUAUGCCAACUUUCCAGAAGCACCUCAGGAGGAGGCUUCUCUCAGCAAUAGGCUCAAGACGUAUGCCAACUUUCAAGACGCAUCUCAGGAGGAGGCUUCUCUCAGCAAUAGGCUCAAGACGUCCGCCAACUUUCCAGAUGCACCUCAGGAGGAGGCUUCUCUCAGCAAUAGGCUCAAGACGUAUGCCAACUUUCCAGACGCACCUCAGGAGGAGGCUUCUCUCAGCAAUAGGAUCAAGACGUAUGCCAACUUUCAAGACGCACCUCAGGAGGAGGCUUCUCUCAGCAAUAGGCUCAAGACGUAUGCCAACUUUCCAUACGCACCUCAGGAGGAGGCUUCUCUCAGCAAUAGGCUCAAGACGUAUGCCAACUUUCCAGACGCACCUCAGGAGGAGGCUUCUCUCAGCAAUAGGCUCAAGACGUAUGCCAACUUUCCAGACGCACCUCAGGAGGAGGCUUCUCUCAGCAAUAGGCUCAAGACGUAUGCCAACUUUCAAGACGCACCUCUGGAGGAGGCUUCUCUCAGCAAUAGGCUCAAGACGUAUGCCAACUUUCCAGACGCACCUCAGGAGGAGGCUUCUCUCAGCAAUAGGCUCAAGACGCAUGCCAACUUUCCAGACGCACCUCAGGAGGAGGCUUCUCUCAGCAAUAGGCUCAAGACGUAUGCCAACUUUCCAGACGCACCUCAGGAGGAGGCUUCUCUCAGCAAUAGGCUCAAGACGUAUGCCAACUUUCAAGACGCACCUCAGGAGGAGGCUUCUCUCCGCAAUAGGCUCAAGACGUAUGCCAACUUUCAAGACGCACCUCAGGAGGAGGCUUUUCUCAGCAAUAGGCUCAAGACGUAUGCCAACUUUCCAGACGCACCUCUGGAAGAGGCUUCUCUCAGCAAUAGGCUCAAGACGUAUGCCAACUUUCCAGACGCACCUCAGGAGGAGGCUUCUCUCAGCAAUAGGCUCAAGACGUAUGCCAACUUUCAAGACGCACCUCAGGAGGAGACUUCUCUCAGCAAUAGGCUCAAGACGUAUGCCAACUUUCCAGACGCACCUCAGGAGGAGGCUUCUCUCAGCAAUAGGCUCAAGACGUAUGCCAACUUUCCAGACGCACCUCUGGAAGAGGCUUCUCUCAGCAAUAGGCUCAAGACGUAUGCCAACUUUCCAGACGCACCUCAGGAGGAGGCUUCUCUCAGCAAUAGGCUCAAGACGUAUGCCAACUUUCAAGACGCACCUCAGGAGGAGACUUCUCUCAGCAAUAGGCUCAAGACGUAUGCCAACUUUCCAGACGCACCUCAGGAGGAGGCUUCUCUCAGCAAUAGGCUCAAGACGUAUGCCAACUUUCCAGACGCACCUCAGGAGGAGGCUUCUCUCAGCAAUAGGCUCAAGACGUAUGCCAACUUUCAAGACGCACCUCAGGAGGAGGCUUCUCUCAGCAAUAGGCUCAAGACGUAUGCCAACUUUCAAGACGCACCUCAGGAGGAGGCUUCUCUCAGCAAUAGGCUCAAGACGUAUGCCAACUUUCCAGACGCACCUCAGGAGGAGGCUUCUCUCAGCAAUAGGCUCAAGACGUAUGCCAACUUUCAAGACGCACCUCAGGAGGAGGCUUCUCUCAGCAAUAGGCUCAAGACGUAUGCCAACUUUCCAGACGCACCUCAGGAGGAGGCUUCUCUCAGCAAUAGGCUCAAGACGUAUGCCAACUUUCCAGACGCACCUCAGGAGGAGGCUUCUCUCAGCAAUAGGCUCAAGACGUAUGCCAACUUUCCAGACGCACCUCAGGAGGAAUCUUCUCUCAGCAAUAGGCUCAAGACGUAUGCCAACUUUCAAGACGCACCUCAGGAGGAGGCUUCUCUCAGCAAUAGGCUCAAGACGUAUGCCAACUUUCCAGAAGCACCUCAGGAGGAGGCUUCUCUCAGCAAUAGGCGCAAGACUUAUGCCAACUUUCCAGACGCACCUCAGGAGGAGGCUUCUCUCAGCAAUAGGCUCAAGACGUAUGCCAACUUUCAAGACGCACCUCAGGAGGAGGCUUCUCUCAGCAAUAGGCUCAAGACGUAUGCCAACUUUCCAGAAGCACCUCAGGAGGAGGCUUCUCUCAGCAAUAGGCGCAAGACUUAUGCCAACUUUCCAGACGCACCUCAGGAGGAGGCUUCUCUCAGCAAUAGGCUCAAGACCUAUGCCAACUUUCCAGACGCACCUCAGGAGGAGGCUUCUCUCAGCAAUAGGCUCAAGACGUAUGCCAACUUUCCAGACGCACCUCAGGAGGAGGCUUCUCUCAGCAAUAGGCUCAAGACGUAUGCCAACUUUCCAGACGCACCUCAGGAGGAGGCUUCUCUCAGCAAUAGGCUCAAGACGUAUGCCAACUUUCAAGACGCACCUCAGGAGGAGGCUUCUCUCAGCAAUAGGCUCAAGACGUAUGCCAACUUUCCAGAAGCACCUCAGGAGGAGGCUUCUCUCAGCAAUAGGCUCAAGACGUAUGCCAACUUUCAAGACGCACCUCAGGAGGAGGCUUCUCUCAGCAAUAGGCUCAAGACGUAUGCCAACUUUCCAGACGCACCUCAGGAGGAGGCUUCUCUCAGCAAUAGGCUCAAGACGUAUGCCAACUUUCAAGACGCACCUCAGGAGGAGGCUUCUCUCAGCAAUAGGCUCAAGACGUAUGCCAACUUUCCAGACGCACCUCAGGAGGAGGCUUCUCUCAGCAAUAGGCUCAAGACGUAUGCCAACUUUCCAGACGCACCUCAGGAGGAGGCUUCUCUCAGCAAUAGGCUCAAGACGUAUGCCAACUUUCAAGACGCACCUCAGGAGGAGGCUUCUCUCAGCAAUAGGCUCAAGACGUAUGCCAACUUUCCAGACGCACCUCAGGAGGAGGCUUCUCUCAGCAAUAGGCUCAAGACGUAUGCCAACUUUCCAGACGCACCUCAGGAGGAGGCUUCUCUCAGCAAUAGGCUCAAGACGUAUGCCAACUUUCCAGACGCACCUCAGGAGGAGGCUUCUCUCAGCAAUAGGCUCAAGACGUAUGCCAACUUUCCAGACGCACCUCAGGAGGAGGCUUCUCUCAGCAAUAGGCUCAAGACGUAUGCCAACUUUCCAGACGCACCUCAGGAGGAGGCUUCUCUCAGCAAUAGGCUCAAGACGUAUGCCAACUUUCCAGACGCACCUCAGGAGGAGGCUUCUCUCAGCAAUAGGCUCAAGACGUAUGCCAACUUUCAAGACGCAUCUCAGGAGGAGGCUUCUCUCAGCAAUAGGCUCAAGACGUAUGCCAACUUUCCAGACGCACCUCAGGAGGAGGCUUCUCUCAGCAAUAGGCUCAAGACGCAUGCCAACUUUCCAGACGCACCUCAGGAGGAGGCUUCUCUCAGCAAUAGGCUCAAGACGUAUGCCAACUUUCAAGACGCAUCUCAGGAGGAGGCUUCUCUCAGCAAUAGGCUCAAGACGUAUGCCAACUUUCAAGACGCAUCUCAGGAGGAGGCUUCUCUCAGCAAUAGGAUCAAGACGUAUGCCAACUUUCAAGACGCACCUCAGGAGGAGGCUUCUCUCAGCAAUAGGCUCAAGACGUAUGCCAACUUUCCAGACGCACCUCAGGAGGAGGCUUCUCUCAGCAAUAGGCUCAAGACGUAUCCCAAGUUUCAAGACGCACCUCAGGAGGAGGCUUCUCUCAGCAAUAGGCUCAAGACGUAUGCCAACUUUCCAGACGCACCUCAGGAGGAGGCUUCUCUCAGCAAUAGGCUCAAGACGUAUGCCAACUUUCCAGACGCACCUCAGGAGGAGGCUUCUCUCAGCAAUAGGCUCAAGACGUAUGCCAACUUUCCAGACGCACCUCAGGAGGAGGCUUCUCUCAGCAAUAGGCUCAAGACGUAUGCCAACUUUCAAAACGCACCUCAGGAGGAGGCUUCUCUCAGCAAUAGGCUCAAGACGUAUGCCAACUUUCCAGACGCACCUCAGGAGGAGGCUUCUCUCAGCAAUAGGCUCAAGACGUAUGCCAACUUUCCAGACGCACCUCAGGAGGAGGCUUCUCUCAGCAAUAGGCUCAAGACGUAUGCCAACUUUCCAGACGCACCUCAGGAGGAGGCUUCUCUCAGCAAUAGGCUCAAGACGUAUGCCAACUUUCCAGACGCACCUCAGGAGGAGGCUUCUCUCAGCAAUAGGCUCAAGACGUAUGCCAACUUUCCAGACGCACCUCAGGAGGAGGCUUCUCUCAGCAAUAGGCUCAAGACGUAUGCCAACUUUCAAGACGCACCUCAGGAGGAGGCUUCUCUCAGCAAUAGGCUCAAGACGUAUGCCAACUUUCCAGACGCACCUCAGGAGGAGGCUUCUCUCAGCAAUAGGCUCAAGACGUAUGCCAACUUUCCAGACGCACCUCAGGAGGAGGCUUCUCUCAGCAAUAGGCUCAAGACGUAUGCCAACUUUCCAGACGCACCUCAGGAGGAGGCUUCUCUCAGCAAUAGGCUCAAGACGUAUGCCAACUUUCCAGACGCACCUCAGGAGGAGGCUUCUCUCAGCAAUAGGCUCAAGACGCAUGCCAACUUUCCAGACGCACCUCAGGAGGAGGCUUCUCUCAGCAAUAGGCUCAAGACGUAUGCCAACUUUCAAGACGCAUCUCAGGAGGAGGCUUCUCUCAGCAAUAGGCUCAAGACGCAUGCCAACUUUCCAGACGCACCUCAGGAGGAGGCUUCUCUCAGCAAUAGGCUCAAGACGUAUGCCAACUUUCAAGACGCAUCUCAGGAGGAGGCUUCUCUCAGCAAUAGGCUCAAGACGCAUGCCAACUUUCCAGACGCACCUCAGGAGGAGGCUUCUCUCAGCAAUAGGCUCAAGACGUAUGCCAACUUUCCAGACGCACCUCAGGAGGAGGCUUCUCUCAGCAAUAGGCUCAAGACGUAUGCCAACUUUCAAGACGCAUCUCAGGAGGAGGCUUCUCUCAGCAAUAGGCUCAAGACGUAUGCCAACUUUCCAGACGCACCUCAGGAGGAGGCUUCUCUCAGCAAUAGGAUCAAGACGUAUGCCAACUUUCAAGACGCACCUCAGGAGGAGGCUUCUCUCAGCAAUAGGCUCAAGACGUAUGCCAACUUUCCAGACGCACCUCAGGAGGAGGCUUCUCUCAGCAAUAGGCUCAAGACGUAUGCCAACUUUCCAGACGCACCUCAGGAGGAGGCUUCUCUCAGCAAUAGGCUCAAGACGUAUGCCAACUUUCCAGACGCACCUCAGGAGGAGGCUUCUCUCAGCAAUAGGCUCAAGACGUAUGCCAACUUCCAAGACGCACCUCAGGAGGAGGCUUCUCUCAGCAAUAGGCUCAAGACGUAUGCCAACUUUCCAGACGCACCUCAGGAGGAGGCUUCUCUCAGCAAUAGGCUCAAGACGUAUGCCAACUUUCAAGACGCACCUCAGGAGGAGGCUUCUCUCAGCAAUAGGCUCAAGACGUAUGCCAACUUUCCAGACGCACCUCAGGAGGAGGCUUCUCUCAGCAAUAGGCUCAAGACGUAUGCCAACUUUCCAGACGCACCUCAGGAGGAGGCUUCUCUCAGCAAUAGGCUCAAGACGUAUGCCAACUUUCCAGACGCACCUCAGGAGGAGGCUUCUCUCAGCAAUAGGCUCAAGACGUAUGCCAACUUUCCAGACGCACCUCAGGAGGAGGCUUCUCUCAGCAAUAGGCUCAAGACGUAUGCCAACUUCCAAGACGCACCUCAGGAGGAGGCUUCUCUCAGCAAUAGGCUCAAGACGUAUGCCAACUUUCCAGACGCACCUCAGGAGGAGGCUUCUCUCAGCAAUAGGCUCAAGACGUAUGCCAACUUUCAAGACGCACCUCAGGAGGAGGCUUCUCUCAGCAAUAGGCUCAAGACGUAUGCCAACUUCCAAGACGCACCUCAGGAGGAGGCUUCUCUCAGCAAUAGGCUCAAGACGUAUGCCAACUUUCCAGACGCACCUCAGGAGGAGGCUUCUCUCAGCAAUAGGCUCAAGACGUAUGCCAACUUUCAAGACGCACCUCAGGAGGAGGCUUCUCUCAGCAAUAGGCUCAAGACGUAUGCCAACUUUCCAGACGCACCUCAGGAGGAGGCUUCUCUCAGCAAUAGGCUCAAGACGUAUGCCAACUUUCCAGACGCACCUCAGGAGGAGGCUUCUCUCAGCAAUAGGCUCAAGACGUAUGCCAACUUUCAAGACGCACCUCAGGAGGAGGCUUCUCUCAGCAAUAGGCUCAAGACGUAUGCCAACUUUCCAGACGCACCUCAGGAGGAGGCUUCUCUCAGCAAUAGGCUCAAGACGUAUGCCAACUUUCCAGACGCACCUCAGGAGGAGGCUUCUCUCAGCAAUAGGCUCAAGACGUAUGCCAACUUUCCAGACGCACCUCAGGAGGCUUCUCUCAGCAAUAGGCUCAAGACGUAUGCCAACUUUCCAGACGCACCUCAGGAGGAGGCUUGUCUCAGCAAUAGGCUCAAGACGUAUGCCAACUUUCAAGACGCACCUCAGGAGGAGGCUUUUCUCAGCAAUAGGCUCAAGACGUAUGCCAACUUUCCAGACGCACCUCUGGAAGAGGCUUCUCUCAGCAAUAGGCUCAAGACGUAUGCCAACUUUCAAGACGCACCUCAGGAGGAGGCUUUUCUCAGCAAUAGGCUCAAGACGUAUGCCAACUUUCCAGACGCACCUCAGGAGGAGGCUUCUCUCAGCAAUAGGCUCAAGACGUAUGCCAACUUUCCAGACGCACCUCAGGAGGAGGCUUCUCUCAGCAAUAGGCUCAAGACGUAUGCCAACUUUCAAGACGCACCUCAGGAGGAGGCUUUUCUCAGCAAUAGGCUCAAGACGUAUGCCAACUUUCCAGACGCACCUCAGGAGGAGGCUUCUCUCAGCAAUAGGCUCAAGACGUAUGCCAACUUUCCAGACGCACCUCAGGAGGAGGCUUCUCUCAGCAAUAGGCUCAAGACGUAUGCCAACUUUCAAGACGCACCUCAGGAGGAGGCUUCUCUCAGCAAUAGGUUCAAGACGUAUGCCAACUUUCCAGACGCACCUCAGGGGGAGGCUUCUCUCAGCAAUAGGCUCAAGACGUAUUCCAACUUUCCAGAAGCACCUCAGGAGGAGGCUUCUCUCAGCAAUAGGCUCAAGACUUAUGCCAACUUUCCAGACGCACCUCUGGAGGAGGCUUCUCUCAGCAAUAGGCUCAAGACGUAUGCCAACUUUCCAGACGCACCUCAGGAGGAGGCUUCUCUCAGCAAUAGGCUCAAGACGUAUGCCAACUUUCCAGACGCACCUCAGGAGGAGGCUUCUCUCAGCAAUAGGCUCAAGACGUAUGCCAACUUUCAAGACGCACCUCAGGAGGAGGCUUCUCUCAGCAAUAGGCUCAAGACGUAUGCCAACUUUCCAGACGCACCUCAGGAGUAG
This is a messenger RNA of Rangifer tarandus platyrhynchus (Svalbard reindeer), 14988 nucleotides long. The record is from the annotation of a GenBank genome assembly. Lineage: Eukaryota; Metazoa; Chordata; Mammalia; Artiodactyla; Cervidae.